Messenger RNA from Phyllopteryx taeniolatus (common seadragon), 3769 nucleotides. RefSeq names its product HPS5 biogenesis of lysosomal organelles complex 2 subunit 2 (gene hps5). The record is from RefSeq and is a predicted model, not a curated record. Gene Ontology annotation, molecular function: protein binding. NCBI's taxonomy places the organism in Eukaryota, Metazoa, Chordata, Actinopteri, Syngnathiformes, Syngnathidae. Gene Ontology annotation, cellular component: cytoplasm. The transcript is spliced from 23 exons. Bases 153 to 3521 code for a protein of 1122 amino acids. Gene Ontology annotation, biological process: developmental pigmentation.
GUGAGGCGUGACGUCCAUCCACUUUAGCUUCCAAACACGUUCAGUAGUCUGCACGCUUUCAGGAAGUCCAGUCUUCACCAGCUGAGUGAGGCUGACUACCUGACCGCUCGGCUGCAGCUCCUGCGGUAACUCGUGGACGACCGUGAGGGAAGAUGCCACGGAUAGCGGCCGUACCAGAGGUCCACAGUCAUGUCCUGGCAGAGUUCGACUGCCUCGACCCUCUCCUCGCCACACUGCGCUUAGACUCCGGCAGGCUCAAGUGCACAUGCUUGGCUGUGUCAAGGAAGUGGCUCGCAAUAGGAACGUCGGCCGGAGGGUUGCACCUGAUUCAGAGGGAAGGCUGGAAACAAAGGCUUAUACUUACUCACAAGGAAGGAUCUAUUACACAGGUGUCAUGCUGCCCGCAUGAUGAAAACUUGAUUGCAAUUGCAACAAGUCAGGGUCUGGUGGCUGUGUGGGAGCUGCAGCUGGAGCGCCGUGGUCGUCCAGAGAGAAUGAGCGUGUCGUGGGAGCACAGGGGCCAGAACAUCACUGCACUGUGUUGGGACACCAAUGCGCUCAAGGUUUUUGUCGGAGACUCGGCAGGCAAGGUGUCCUUUCUGCGGGCAGGAUCCUCAAAGCUGGGCAAGGGAUCAGGAUUCGUAAUGUUUCCUGUUCAGACUGUCACCACUGUUGACUCCAAAGUGGUUCAGCUUGGGUACCAGGACGGUCGGCUGCUGGUGUCUUCUCUGAGCCGCUGUUACCUCUGUGAUACAGAGAGGGAGAAGUUUUGGCGUGUCGGGAACAAGGAGCGUGACGGGGAGUAUGGCGCUUGUUUUUUCCCUCAGAACAAGGGAUUGUUGGUGGGCCAGCCCCCGCUGCUCUAUUGCGCCCGGCCUGGGUCUCGAAUAUGGGAAGCCAGUUUUAAUGGCGAGGUUUUAAGCACCCAGCAGUUCAAGCAAGUGCUUACCUGCCCUCCUUUACCUCUCAUCACAUACAGAAAUGAGCCACAAUACAAUGCAGGGCAAAAGAGCCCCCAGUCAAUUGCCUUCCCAAAACUACUAUAUUUUGGAGACCAAAACCUGCUGACCUGGACUGAUUCAGCCAUUUAUAUCUUUACACCUCAUAAUGGCCAAGUUCUACUGUGGACAGAGAUCAAAGACGUGCUCGACAUCGCAGUCCACCGCAACGAGCUUUUCUGCCUCCAUGGCGGCGGCCGUCUGUCCCACCUCACCCUGUUGUCUGCAGAACGCUGUGUUGAACGCCUUCUUAAACGGGAGUCCUGGCCUCUGGCGGCUUCAGUCUGCUGUAUGUUCCAGCAGACCAUCAGCAUCAGUCGGGACAGAAAAUCAAUUCCCAUCGACCGUCUAGAACACCUUCGGUCCCAGCUCAGUUCCAGCACUCACCCCGAGUUGAUUGGCCAACUGGAUGAGGUGAUCGCCAAGCUGGAGCCCCUGGACUCGGCCUGCAGCAGCCGCAGAAGCAGCAUCUCAUCGCACGAGAGCUUCAACGUCCUGGACUGCGGUAUCUACCGGGUGAUCAGUCGCCGAGGGAGCCAGUCCGACGGAGAGACGAGCUCCCUCGUGAAUCAGUCCAUGUUGGAGGAGGAGCGGCUCAAAGAGUUCAGCUUUGCGCAGGAAGAAGAUCAAGCGGACCACGUGCUCCAUCCAUCUUUGUGUUUCUCCUCUGGCUCUCGCCCCGAUCUCGAUUCAGAUCCACAGAGCAGUGAGCGUACGGAAGCCGAGCGAUCUGAGCAAGGCCUGCAAUUCCACCUGCCCCUCUCAUUCCGCCCCAAACCCCCACGCAUUGCACUGCAGGCCGUCAAAGACAGUGUUUCUAGUUUUGUCAAGAAGACAACUGAGAAGAUCAACACGUUCCAGAUGAACUCUGAACUCUGGCAGCGACCCGACUUCAGAGAGAGCGCACAUGCCGAGAUGUCUGCCGGCUCUGCUCAGUUCUCGGAGGAAGCAGAUAUUCAAGUUUAUGCAGACAUGCCCGACACGGCGUCUGACCUGUUAGAGCUUCAGUCGGCCACCGAACAGGCCAUUUCCCAGAUUCAAGAUCCCUUGGUUUUGCUGGAUCCAGACUUCCUGGGAGAAACUCUACAAGAGUGGUUGAAAGCGCUGGAGCGAGUCCUCAGGCCGGCUCGGCCCGAGUCAGCUGCUGGAGGUCCUUCAGACGCAUACGAACCCGGACAAGAUGCACGGGAACCGCUUUUAAACACACGCUCAGAGAAACCACAAGAGUCAUCAGAAGAACCUACGGAAAGCUUACCACAGGAGAAUAUGCCUCCACAGGUGGAGUGUGAGACUCAGGUGGCCUCAGAGAGCGAGACAGUUGCGCCUGAAGAAGCCUUGCGACUGGUUUCUCCCAAACCGCUACCGUCAGAGCUGCUGGCUAAUCUCACCCAGCUGGCCACACUUUAUACAGAGCUGAGCUGCUUCAGCAAGCAGGCAGGCGCCCAGGCGUUGAGCUGUGCAACCUUCCUGCGCCGCUACUUCUUCCUGCUGGACCAAGAGCGCAUUAGACGCAUGUGUCUGCUCUGCUGCCAGGAGCAGCAGGAGGUGCCGAGCUCCUUCGUCGAGGCCAUGAUAGGUGUAACACAGUCCAGUAAAGUGGUGGAAAUAAUUCACAAAGGAGAUUUACAGCGAUCACUACGCUAUCUGAGAGAACUGCAGCCCUGGAGUCCUCCUGUUCUCCUCGCUCACUUACACAGGUUGUACGAGAAGCACGGUGAGGCGGCUGCACGCUCCUUUUCCCCGUUCUACCCCACCAUCGCACCCGCAGAUGUGAUGCGGAUGGCUCACAAAAGCCACUUCCUGGCCUACCUGGAUAACCUGGUCCUGUCCCAACCUGAGGAGCACAGGUUGUCAUUCCUGCAGUCUCUUCUUGAACCAGAGUCACUGCGGCAGGAGUGGCUUGAGCUGGCACUUACCCACGAUGCACCUCGGUGCCACGAUACACUGACACCCGAGGGACUGCCCAGGUGGAAUUCUCAUUGUUUCAGUUGGGGUUAUGGUCGCCUCCUGUCUCUGCUGAUCCAGCUUCCCGCAGACUUGUUGUCCAAGCAGAAGAUGGCAGAAACCUGCCGCAGUCGCGGGUACUGGACAGGGUAUCUCCACCUGUGUUGUGAGCUACAGCGGCGCGCCGACGCUUUCUCAACAAUCUGUCAGUUGAAUGACAUCACCCUGCUGGAGGAACCAGAUGGUGUGGAGCCCCAAAACUUGGCCGAGUGGAAGCUCCUAAUCCAGUUGGCUCAAGACGGCAGCCGUUCGACAGACGUGAAUGGAGACGCUUUGUCCAACGGCUCCACAGGUUGCAGCAGAAACGUCAGCCUGGAGAACCUGACCCUGCGCCUGGCGCGCACGGCCGGGCCAGAGCGCGCCAUGGCCGUCCUGGAGGAGUGCGGAGUGCAGCCGAGUGUUUCGCCUCACUCCCAGUUGGUGUGUGAGCUGCUGAAGGUGGCUGAGAAGAGGCAGCGGGCGAUCAUUCAGACGAUGCUCGAGCGCUGCGACCGCUUCCUGUGGUCUCAACACGCAUGACCGCGCACAUGGACAUGAGAUGAUGCCAACAAUGCCAGGAUCUUACGCUAGCUUUACUGCAAACUGAUCUUAGAGCUGUGGAUUAAUUUAUUUGCUUUACCUUUAAUGAAGGUACUCGCCCUUAAAACUACAGUAUGUGUUAAUUGCUCGUAUUUUGCACGGAAACUCUUAUCUUGUUUGCAAAUGAAUGUACUGUUGGUGCAAUACUGAUUAAAGGCUGUUUGUUUUGCAUGUGCCAAAAACCUUAA